This is a messenger RNA of Closterium sp. NIES-65, 178 nucleotides long. The record is from the annotation of a GenBank genome assembly. NCBI's taxonomy places the organism in Eukaryota, Viridiplantae, Streptophyta, Zygnematophyceae, Desmidiales, Closteriaceae.
AUGCAUCCCAGCAAACCCCAUUCACCCCCACUUCCGCCACGUAAGCUCGCCAUCCCUUCUCCAGGCCCGCCACAGGUUCGUCCCAGACUUAACCCGCUGCCUGCCAAUGCCGAGCUGCCCACCCCUUCCUGCUGUCGCUUCUGCACCCCGUUAACCGCCUCCUCGACUAAAUACAAAU